AUGUUUUUGCCCCAGGAAGUCAUUGACAACAUCGUGUUCUCGCUUCUCAUCACCGUGUAUCAGUUCGAGGACCGGGCGGCGAGCACGCAAUGGAUCGAUGGGCGCGUGUUCAGAACCAGCACGUGCAGAGAUAAGCUUGGCAUUGGCCAUCGUACGGCCUUCGACCUCGAGGCCGUCUGCAACAUACGCCUAGUAUCUCUUGCAUGGUACUAUAGCGCCACGAAGCUUCUUGAGAGACACCUGUCAUGGCAUCUGAAUCUUGACUCGGACUAUUCGCUUGCUAAGGUAAGGCACCUAUGUGUUGAUGAGGUGGGGGUUGGAAGACUGCUCCCAACUCGCAAUAUUGUCAGGAGAUUGAGGAUACUGCCGAUCAAGACGAGUAUAGCACCGGAUCGGAUCAAGUAUGAAAAGAUAGAAGGGCGGCCAACUGAGGAGGAGUUAUUGCAAUGGCCUAAGGACGGCGCGGCAGCGUACCGACGUUUCGCGCGCUUCUGCAUUUCCGAUGUUAGCGGAGAAGAAGCUCGCAAACGAUCAAUAGCUAUGAUGGCGGUGUAUGAUAUGUUCCAUUGCUUCUUGAAAAGUCUGGUCCAUAUCGAAUCUUUUGACAUCGCCUUCCCACAAGCGCACGUCAAUGUGGAUGAUCAGUGCGCAGAGUCAUACAACUUCGAUGUAAUUCGAGGGCUUUCGCGGGAAUUCGAGUACGGACUCCGGAAAGAGGCGUUCGCUUGUUUGCAGGACCUCCGUGUGUCUCUUCCAGGAACAUAUAACGUCAAAGCUUACCUUUCCGGCAUGAGCCAAGCCGCGCGGGACAAGCUCAAAAAUCUAUUCAUAGGGAUCACAGACGCUACGGGAGCUGCUGGAUGCCAUGAAUAUAGCCGCAGUCCUUGGAACAGGACGGAAGACUUGGAUGGGACAGUUCAUGACUCCCGAGGGACAGUGCUGAAAAUUCCACCAAGCCGCCUGCAGCUGUACAAACCGAAUAGGCAUUACCAAGACCAUGUAUGGGAAUUCAUCUCUUCAUGCCACAAUCUUACAUCAUUAGGCGUCAGGGCAACUCAUUAUCUGGACCUGCGGAACCUGACACGGGAAAGCUAUUCUAGGCUCAAUGGCCUGAAGGAACUCUAUCUUUCCCGUGUUUACGUGGAUAAAGAAUCCAUAUUAAAGCUGCUACUGCCAAAGGAAUGGGACCAUACAACACCGGCGAGUCUAGGGAAUCUCACUCUUGAAGAUGUGAAGAUGCAUCUAGACGGUGGUACUUGGUGCCAAGUGAUGCAAUUUCUCUGGGAUCAUUGUGCGGACCUCAACUAUGUCUCGCUGUUAAGGCUCUCCUACUUUUGUGAGCACCCGAGAGCCUGGCCUCGCGGUUAUGCGUACCGCGUGCCUGCAGGAACCAUCGCUACGCGGAAUGAGGAGGACAUUGACUCGGUCCGCAGGAUUGUAGAACGGUUUCUACAGCGGGAGGGAGGCAUAUUAACCUGCCCUGAUGUUUAUUUGCAUAUGGCAAUUGGCUUGGGAUAUGACGAAUACAACUGCGAAUGGGGCAAACUUUUUGAAGAAGGAAGCGCCUGA
Molecule: messenger RNA, 1569 nt
Organism: Clonostachys rhizophaga
Lineage: Eukaryota; Fungi; Ascomycota; Sordariomycetes; Hypocreales; Bionectriaceae
Source: the annotation of a GenBank genome assembly